ACUGUGCGCUCUGUUUGCUCCAGAAAUAGUUCCUUACUUGAAGUGGCCGUGAUUUACAGAGACCGAGUCACCCAUGAUCGGAUUUUCUGUUCAGAAUUGUCUUCAUUUUGCUGCUCAGGCAUGGCGCUACCUGGUAGAAAUAGUUUUACGUGAUGUUUAGGUGGACCUACACACUUUUACGCACUAAAACCACGCGGGGAUUUCGUUAAGAGAGUGUUAAGGGUUUAGUGUUUGGCUGUUCACUUUCCCUUUGAUUUUCCUUUACGGUAAACGCCGCCGGUAUGUUUUCACUCUUGUGCGGAUUGUUAUGUGUUUGUGCGCUUGGCAGCGGUCAACUACCGAGCGGCCAGGCGGACGAUGGGAAGCGAUACAUCUGCCGGGCUGUACCCCUCAGCGGCGAUACAAGUUGCCCUGUGACUUUGUUACCAGAGCUGAACGCCGGGAGCCAGGAAGAGGAGCUCAGGAAUACUGUUAUGCAGCUUCGAGAGACAAUUUUACAGCAGAAAGAAACGAUUUCCAAACAAAUAGGCACCAUCAAUGAGCUCACCACCAAGCUGUCCCUCUGCGCCUCAACCACUGACGAUAGGAAGUACGACAAGGGGGGUUCCUGGGGCAAAGAAAAGCAAAAUACAAUGGGGGAUGUUCCCAGAGAUCCAAAUGACACAAUCGACAGUCUUGGAAAAACCAUGCAAGGUCUCAAGGACAGGCUGGAAAACUUGGAGCAACAGCAUCUGCGGGCCAACGUAUCCGGCGCCUCGUUCCCCAGUGAGCUCCGCGACCUGCUGCAGCGCCGGCUCAGGGAGCUGGAGAAGCAGCUCUUGAAGAAAGUCAGCAGCCUGGAGCAGGAGAAGAGCAUGCUGUCCAAUGCCACAGCCGCCUACAGGCUGAAGACGGAGAGCACGCUGAGCGCCCUGGUGGACAGGAUCAGUGAGCUGGAGAAAGGAGGAGGAGACUUCAAGUCCCCGGAGCUGUUUAAGCUGUCCCUUCCCCAGCGGACCAAUUACCUGUACGGCCGCAUCACCAAGAGCCUGCCAGAGAUGUAUGCUUUCACACUCUGCAUGUGGAUCAAGUCCAGCGCCAGUCCUGGCAUCGGCACGCCUUUCUCUUACGGUGUACCGGGGCAAGCGAAUGAGAUUGUGCUGAUCGAAUGGGGCAAUAACCCGAUAGAGCUGCUCAUCAAUGACAAGGUGGCUCAGUUGCCGUUGGAGGUACGUGAUGGAAGGUGGCACCACAUCUGCAUCUCCUGGACCACACGGGACGGCCAAUGGGACGCUUACCAAGAUGGAGGGAAGCUGGGAACUGGCGACAACCUGGCAGCCUGGCACCCCAUCAAACCCGGGGGGGUCAUCAUCCUGGGGCAGGAGCAGGACGUGGUGGGCGGGCGCUUCGAUGCUGGACAGGCCUUCGUGGGUGAGCUGAGUCAAGUGAACAUUUGGGACCGCGUUCUGAAGCCGGCCGAGAUCCAGUCCAUGGCUAACUGCAGUGCUUAUAUCCCCGGAAAUGUGAUCUCCUGGCUAGCUAGCAACGUUGAAGUUUUUGGGAGGGGAGCGUUCAAGCGGCCCCUGGAGAUGUGUCAGGAGCGACUGCCGGAUGCUUAAAACUCAUCUGUCGGCCUCUCUUUAGAUUAGCUGCUGUUUCCAUCCAUUCAGCACUUUUUUUUAAUUGUCUGCUCUUGCUGAGGGGCAGUUUAUGGACUUUACUUUACACAUUGAUGUGUAACAAGUUAGUUUUAUCUGAGAAUUUUGAAAUUUGGGAUCCAGGUGAGAGGUCAUGUUAACCCCAUCAGAGAGCUAUAUGUAUCAACAUUUCUUUCUUUACCAUGACUAAAGUACUUCAAUCCUUUAAUACACCCAUCACCAUGGUAAAAGGUCACCUAAGGCAUCGGUGCUAAACAUACCUCCUCAUCCCCAAACACUCUCCCACGCACCCCUCCCUCCUCACUCAAAAGCUUUGAAGUAAUGAAAAUCCACUCUAGUCCGGCACAGACGCACGCAUGUUCUGCUACUACUACAAAUACACUGAGUCCAGACUAGCUGACAGUUUUCCUUUGACAUGUGAGUUGGUAUUGCGUGCAGUGGCAGUGAGAAAAGAUUAAAGGUCAGGCUAAUGUUAUGUCUAUUCCUUAACUUGGAAUAGGCUUAGAGCCAACUCCAAUCCCACCUCUCAUCUGGAUGCGUUCAGUCCUUUUUUAGGAGGAUAUAACUGGAAAAGUACAGUCUGGCUCUUUAUCUGUACUAGCGGCUAGUUGGAGCAUGUGUGAAAUAGAUACCACAGUGAUACCAGUGAUACUAGUGAGUCUAUCACCGUGCUUUUCUUUCUUUGCCUUUUUCCAUUUCCAAACUUGUUGAAAUGGUGAAUCGUGUUGGAAAUAUAUUCAUAGCUUCAAUGUUGUGAUAUAUCUUCAGUUCGUGAUUUGUAACAUUGUUGCAGUGGAUUGUCUAAACAAGCAUUCAGCAGAAAAUGUAACAGAUCAAAACUCUCUGAAAUGUAUUUUGAAUGUGUAGUGUUUUGCAUUAUUUAGUGUCUUUUUUUAUGUAAUCAUUGUUUUUAGCCCAUGUAUAAGGCA
Anarrhichthys ocellatus (wolf-eel) is the source of this 2566-nucleotide messenger RNA. It is a transcript of the gene nptx2b, whose product is annotated as neuronal pentraxin IIb. Bases 282 to 1598 code for a protein of 438 amino acids. Lineage: Eukaryota; Metazoa; Chordata; Actinopteri; Perciformes; Anarhichadidae. The record is from RefSeq and is a predicted model, not a curated record. The transcript has 5 exons.